Messenger RNA from Eleginops maclovinus (Patagonian blennie), 1815 nucleotides. RefSeq names its product voltage-gated monoatomic cation channel TMEM109. Gene Ontology annotation, biological process: cellular response to gamma radiation; intrinsic apoptotic signaling pathway in response to DNA damage by p53 class mediator. The coding region runs from base 739 to 1497 and encodes 252 amino acids. The transcript is spliced from 4 exons. Lineage: Eukaryota; Metazoa; Chordata; Actinopteri; Perciformes; Eleginopidae. The record is from RefSeq and is a predicted model, not a curated record.
CGCCAUGCGAGGACAGCGACAAGGGCGGUUUCUUUCAUAGGUUGUGCAAUAUAAUCCAUCAAGGCAGACCAUUUGAUGCAAGCUCAGAGACAAAGGAACACCGAACCUUACUUGCGUGAAGCUAAGAGCUGAAAUAAGAAGCUUUAGAAAGUCGUGGUCAGCUCAACGUCACCGCGUUUUAGCGUUUUCUCAUACGCGCAAAGCUACAACAGAAAAACUUUCGGGGGAAUUUCUGAACUAUAUUUGUUUUUAGAAUAACUUUCAUCUGCAUUUCUUCACCCUGUGAGAUAUCUGGAUCGAUGCUGGUUCUUAAGCCUUUAACAGUUCCUUACCAAAUAUAGCCAAUGCUGGAGUGUCCUCUACGGAGCUGAGCGGUCCUAAAUUGGAUAUAUGAAGCGCUGCCAAAGUUUAUAAUUAAAUUCUCGCAACAUUUGGGAGUUUUUACGGUGUGUCUUUUGUAUUUUUGUACAUUUUUUGUCUAAUUUGAAAAUUGAACCCUUGAACCGUUUUUUGUUUUGUUUUUACAAGCUGGCGCAUAUAUGUUCUGCCUAUUGUGAACUGCAGCGUGUUGGUUUAAAAACCGCUCUGUAGCCGAUGCUCUCAACAGAAGCCAUUUUUAAGUCUUUGAUUUACAGUCAUUGAACACGAGCUGCUUAACCGGAUCUGGGCUAAAGCUUAUUUAACCGGUGCACACACAUUUUGGCACAUUUUUGUUCUUUUGUUCUCAAAUCCCUCACGAUGACUUUUGGUGCGUCUGGCGCUGGGCGCGGUGGAUGGUCCACGGCUCGGGUUUUCCUCCUCACCACCACCUAUGUGUUGGUGCUGGCGCUGGGCUCGGCAGGAGCGGAGCAGGCCAAGCCGAGCGGGGAGAGCCCACCGGCGGUCACUCUCGGUACUCUGAUCUCGGGAACCUGCCAGGAAGUCCAGUGGUACGCUGAGUCAGUUGUUGGAAGCGGCGUGAUCCGGUCAACUGCUGAGAGUGCAGUGUUGUUUCUUGAGUCAAUGCUUGGCCAGGAACACGUCUAUACAGUGGCCAUGUUUUUCCAGAUGGUGAUCCGAUUCCUCGCUGAAGGAGCUGCCAGUGGCCUGAACGUUAUUGCUGUUUACGUCGCAGAGAUCCUCCGGGUCACAGGAUUUGAUGUUGCUCUUACUUUGCCCCUCUUCACCCCCGAGGGCGUGGCUGCCAUCGCCCAGUGGGGUCUGGUGGCCCUCAUUGGCUACUGGGUGCUGACCAUCGUUCUCCGUGUGCUCAUCUGCUUGGUGAAGCGGGUAUUCUGGGUGGUGAAAACCGUCUUGGCGCUCUGGCUUUUUGGACUAAUUGUGACUGAGAAGACUGCCACUGCAGACACCACAGCGGUUCGAGUGGGGGGCCUGGUGCUGGGAUGUGUCCUGUUGACUCUACUCACUUCCUGCUCUGAAAAGACUUGUACAGUGGAGCAGAGGCUGAGCACCCUCGAGGGCCGGGUAAAGGUAGUGGAGAAGAGGAAAGGCGAAUAGUGAGCAGAGAUGGACAAAAGUGGUGGAAAUGUCUUUUAAGAAAACAAUAUCUUGGAUUCUUUCUAUAUGUUUUGUUAAACUUUUAUGGGAAAUAAAGUAAUCUGUGGGAUUUUUAAACGAGAAAUGCACUGUUUGUUUGCACUGAAAGAAAGACAAAAGUAAUGACACCACAUCGAUUAUUUGGACUCUAUAAAGAGCUGUAAUCACUGAGACACAAAGGUAGUAAAAGGGCUACAAUAGCAAGACUAUUUUGAAAAGAUCUUUAACUGUCUUCUUUUUGUAUUGUCUUUCCUACGAAUAAAAGUGAAGGGCAACAUU